Messenger RNA from Aspergillus aculeatus ATCC 16872, 984 nucleotides. RefSeq names its product SUR7/PalI family protein. NCBI's taxonomy places the organism in Eukaryota, Fungi, Ascomycota, Eurotiomycetes, Eurotiales, Aspergillaceae. Gene Ontology annotation, cellular component: cell cortex of cell tip; plasma membrane. The transcript has 2 exons. The record is from RefSeq and is a predicted model, not a curated record. The coding region runs from base 1 to 984 and encodes 327 amino acids. Gene Ontology annotation, biological process: fungal-type cell wall organization.
AUGGCAAAGCUUCCUUCAUUCAACAAGUCCACCCAACGGCCGCAAGCCGGUAGGACACGGUCCAAGGUACUCUGGCAUCGCAUCAUCCGCUCGCUGUGCUACCUGAUUGCUUGGAUCUUUUUGCUUCUGGUGGUGAUUGGCAAUGUCGCCGACAAACCCGUCAUCCGCGAGACCUAUUUCCUCAAGAUCGAUCUGGCCAAUAUCAUCCCACUCUCCGUCCCAAAUGCCGUGCUGAUCAACACCAUCGCCCGGACCAUCGGGUUGCACGACUUCUAUCAAGUCGGCCUCUGGAAUUUCUGCGAAGGCUACCUCGACGAGGGGAUUACGAACUGCUCGAAGCCCAAGACUCUCUACUGGUUCAACCCCGUCGAGAUCAUCCUUAAUGAGCUUCUCUCCGGCGCAACCAUUGCCCUGCCCUCUGAUAUCACCUCGGCCCUCAAGAUCGCGCGGAUUGCCUCGCAUUGGAUGUUCGGCCUCUUCCUGACGGCGACCGUCCUCACGUUCAUCCUGAUCUUCCUCUCGCCGCUGGCCGUCUCGUCGCGGCCCCCGCAGACCAUCUCCGCCGACCCGACCAUCAACCAAACCCACCCGCAGCACCGCCGCCGCACCUUCGUCUUCCUGCGCGCCUUCCCCUUCCUCAUCCUCACCUUCGUGACGGCGCUCUUCACCAUCGUCGCCUCGGUGGUCGCGACCGUCAUGUUCAUCAUCUUCCGCAACGUCUUCACCUCGUCCGACUACGACCUCAACAUCGGCGCCUCCCUCGGUACCCGCAUGCUGGCGUUCAUGUGGAUCGCCUCCGGGUUCAAUCUCCUCGCCUUCAUCCUGCAGCUGGGGUCCUGCUGCGCCUCGUGCUGUGGCGGCCGCAAGGCGAGGAAGCAGUUGAAGCGGGCGGAUCGGGAGAAGCACCACCCGGAUGCGGCCCCGGCGUCGGCUUCUUCGUCCGAAGCGUCGAAUGUGGAGAAGCGAGAGGGGUUGGGGAUCUGA